This is a messenger RNA of Daldinia loculata, 171 nucleotides long. RefSeq lists its product as uncharacterized. Bases 1 to 171 code for a protein of 56 amino acids. The transcript has 2 exons. Gene Ontology annotation, cellular component: cytoplasm. The record is from RefSeq and is a predicted model, not a curated record. NCBI's taxonomy places the organism in Eukaryota, Fungi, Ascomycota, Sordariomycetes, Xylariales, Hypoxylaceae. Gene Ontology annotation, biological process: L-tryptophan biosynthetic process. Gene Ontology annotation, molecular function: tryptophan synthase activity.
AUGCAGGCCCCAGUUCCCUGCAUCACUUCUGGAAUGUUUUCUCCUUUUAUCCAGGACCCGAACGUGCAACUGCUGGGGGUUGAAGCGGGCGGUGAUGGCUUGGACACAAAUCAUCAUGCAGCUACGCUGAACAGCGGGUCACCGGGUGUUCUGCACGGCGUUAAGACAUAA